AUGCAACCGGAAGGUUUUGUCGUAAAGGAUGGAGAGAGCUUUGUUUUGAAGUUGAAGAAAGCCCUUUAUGGACUUAAGCAAGCUCCACGAGCAUGGUAUUUCAAGCUUCCCAAAUGCCUAGUCUCACUCGGAUUCUCAAGGAGUAAAAAUGAGCAAGUAGUUUGUUUGAAGUGGUCUGAUAAAUCACACUUGAUUAUUGGAGUUUAUGUGGAUGAUCUACUAGUCACAAGUGAAAAUGAUAGUGACAUUAAUGAAUUCAUAUAUGAAAUGAUGUAUUUUUUCGAGAUAAGUGAUCUCGGACAACUUUGCUCUUAUUUGGGCAUUGAAGUGGCACAAGGAGGAGCUAGAAUCCCCCUGUCACAGAGAGCCUAUGCACUGAAUAUACUAGAUCUUGCAAGAAUGAGGGAGUGCAAUCUAGUUCAUGCUCCUCUUGAAGCAAGAGUCAAACUCAGUCAACAAAAUUCAGGAUCUUCAGUUGACUCCACUUACUUCUGAGGCCUCAUCAGAAGCUUAAGAUAUUUGACUCACACUCGCCUUAAUCUAACUUUCUCUGUGGGAUUACUGAGCAGGUUUAUGAAGCAUCCGACUUCAGGACACCUCUCAGUGACCAAGCACAUUCUAAGAUAUGUAAAAGUACAAUUGAUUAUGGAUUAGUCUAUGAGAAAGGUCAGACCGAAGCAACUUUAGUCGGCUAUAUUGAUAGCAACUUUGUUGGAGAUGUGGGUGACUGA
Messenger RNA from Spirodela intermedia, 731 nucleotides. The record is from the annotation of a GenBank genome assembly. NCBI's taxonomy places the organism in Eukaryota, Viridiplantae, Streptophyta, Magnoliopsida, Alismatales, Araceae.